AUGCCGGAGGACGAUGCACAAGUGUCGCAGGUCCUGCUGGACAUCCAGUCUGGGCUCGAAGAGGAACACAAGGGCGGCCCUGUCAGAUUCAAAGAGCUGUUGGCAUGGGGUCCAGAGCAGAACCUGCGGCGAAUGCUGUUUACGAUAUCAGUGCAACCCGGCCAGCAAUCUAGUGGCUCGAAUACGUCGGUACUCCCAACAUCUCGUUAUGCUCCGACAAUAUUUGAAGGAAGCAUGGGAUUGAACAGAAACCUCUUCCUCAUCCUCGGAGGCGCAGCCCAGAUUACAUACCUGAUUGGAAGCGCGAUCCCCAUUUUCUUAAUGGACCGCUAUGGGCGGCGAAUCUUGCUGAUGAUCCCCUGGUUUCAUCCCAGCGAGAUCAACACGGCGAGAGUCAGAGCUAGGAUGCAAUCGAUUGCUUCUGGCUGGAAUUGGAUGGCCAUUUUCGCUGUGGUGAAGAUCAACCCGACUGCUUUCGAGAAUAUCGGAUGGAAGACAUUUAUCAUAUUCGCCAUCCUGAAUGCCCUUUUUAUCCCAAUGGUCUACGUCCUCUACCCUGAAACUAAAGGUCUCGAGUUAGAGGAUAUUCCAUUGCUAUUCCAUAAGGGCGGCGUCACUGGUGGUCUUCUCAGCUCUCGCGGCAGGGCUGAGACUCCGGGCCGGCAUGCACAGGAAACCAACAUCGACGACAAACAGGGAGGGGUUAUGGAUGAGGUGGAGAGCGUAAUUCGAUAG
Molecule: messenger RNA, 735 nt
Organism: Neoarthrinium moseri
Lineage: Eukaryota; Fungi; Ascomycota; Sordariomycetes; Amphisphaeriales; Apiosporaceae
Exons: 5
Coding region: 1-735 (244 amino acids)
Biological process (GO): transmembrane transport; carbohydrate transport
Cellular component (GO): membrane
Molecular function (GO): carbohydrate:proton symporter activity
Source: RefSeq, a predicted model, not a curated record